AUGGUUGUCCCGUCUCGCCCCUUCCACUGGCCCGGCGGCAUCCCACCAGAAGUGAAGCCUGACGCAACGGGGACAUCGCACCCGAGGAGCUCAACGAAACGGCUAAAUGCUGGUUACUGUUUGUCUCUGAAGCUUGAGUCUCCCGGGAGGAUGCCAACAUCUCAGACCAUGACGGAGACUACGAAGUCCGGCAACGACGAGCCCUAG
This is a messenger RNA of Aspergillus chevalieri, 207 nucleotides long. RefSeq lists its product as uncharacterized. The coding region runs from base 1 to 207 and encodes 68 amino acids. The record is from RefSeq and is a predicted model, not a curated record. The transcript has 2 exons. NCBI's taxonomy places the organism in Eukaryota, Fungi, Ascomycota, Eurotiomycetes, Eurotiales, Aspergillaceae.